Molecule: messenger RNA, 618 nt
Organism: Setaria italica (foxtail millet)
Lineage: Eukaryota; Viridiplantae; Streptophyta; Magnoliopsida; Poales; Poaceae
Product: putative nuclease HARBI1
Exons: 2
Coding region: 1-618 (205 amino acids)
Source: RefSeq, a predicted model, not a curated record
AUGGAGUUAUCCUUUCGUGGUAGGAAGUCAUAUGCCUCUCAAAAUGUAAUGGCUGCCGUAGAUUUUGAUCUCUGGUUCACCUAUGUAUUAGCUGGUUGGGAGGGGACAACACAUGAUGCACUAGUAUUACGAGAUGCUUUGGAGCGUGAGAAUGGACUUCGAGUGCCACAAGGGAAAUUCUACCUAGUUGAUGCCGGAUAUGGAGCAAAACUAGAAUUCUUGCCCCCUUUUCGUGGUGUUCGUUACCACUUGAAUGAGUGGGGGAAUAAUCCUGUACAAAAGGAGAAGGAGCUAUGCAACCUUAGGCACUCAUCUCUUUGUAUCACAGUAGAGCGUGCAUUUGGGUGUCUAAAGAGAAGAUUCAAAAUUCUAGAUGAUGCCUCUCCUUUCUUUCCUUUCCCGACUCAAGUAGACAUUGUUGUUGCUUGCUGCAUCAUUCACAAUUGGAUCAUACAAGAUGGAAUUGAUCAAUUCUUCAUGGAAGAAAAUAAUUUGCCAAGUUAUAACCAUGCUACAACAUACAGUGGACAAGCAAGUGAGCAUACCGAGAUGGUUAAUUUCAGGCAAAGCAUUGCUAAUCAGAUGUGGGCAGACCGUCAAAACAACAAUAUUAAUUAG